This is a messenger RNA of Yarrowia lipolytica CLIB122, 2652 nucleotides long. RefSeq lists its product as uncharacterized. Gene Ontology annotation, cellular component: Sin3-type complex. NCBI's taxonomy places the organism in Eukaryota, Fungi, Ascomycota, Dipodascomycetes, Dipodascales. The record is from RefSeq and is a predicted model, not a curated record.
AUGCACCACAUAGUGGCCCACGACAGAGAGAAGGAACGACAGCAUGAUUUGAGGGACAUGAUGCACCGCACACACUCUCGCUCGACGUCAGCAGUGAGUCCAGACGACAGCGACAAGUGUGUGACUACAGAAAAGAAAACAUCCAAGCGAACGCUUCCUCAGGGAGAAACGGUGCGGUAUCUGUUUGUUGACUUCAAGGCAUUCCAUUACUUGAGACAAGAACAGCAGUGCAGCCUGGUGAGCGAGGAGGCAGUGAUUCAUGGCUACGAAUCUUACAUGGUCGAGCAGUGGGUGUGUGAACGACGAAAAGUGACCGUCAUCACAUCAUACACCGGAAACCAGUCCAACACCGUGCGUGUCGGUGUCUUGGCCUUGCCCAGAAACCCCUCGUUAUGGACCCCCCGAACUAAAGCGUAUUUCGACGAGCUUCUCAAGGGCUAUGCUCGAGCUAAGGAGACCGAACUUGGAGUACUGUUUGUGACUUCGUUGUCCUCGUUCCCUUCCUUCUUGACCCUGGUAUCCGUGCCUGGCGGAGACGUACGAAAGACAUGGGAGUAUUUCGAUGUCAAUGAGAAUCUAAAGCGAAUGGGCUGUGGAGGUCGAGCAUCAUUGGCCAUCUGUGAGCCGUCCGGAACUGCUGCGGCCAAGUUCAAGAACAUCUACAAGAUCCAUGACAGUGUGCCCAUUACUUUUGCUGCCAAGGAAUUGGUGGUUCUUGUGCAGCUAUCUCUCUUCUAUUUUGGAGUACUACAACCCGAGUAUUGCGAUGGCCUUCUCUGUAACGAAACAGUUGACGCCAUCAACACGUGGUGGGAUAUGUGGGGAGUGCGAAAGUACAACACCAAGCCCAAAGAUGGUGUUUUGGGACCCACAACCGUUGCUGGUUUGAUUGGGUUUGUGAUUGGAGUCCGAAACCGAAUGGCCUAUGUGCUCAACUCCAAGGUGGCGAAAGAUCCCUUUGAUUGCGAGGGGUUUGUUGCUGGCUUGAGUCGAUUUCAGAAACACGAACGGCUUCCCAAGACCAGAAUCAUCGACCAAAGAACCAUGGAUAGACUCUACUUGCUCACCAACAAGGGCAGUUAUAACUCCGAUAUCAUCGAUCUGUUCAAAUCGUCCAUCAAGGAAGUGUCUGGAAAGCAGCAUCUUCAUAUGACUGCUUCCGAGACGUUCAACCUGGAGCAACUCACCAAGUCGCUCCAGGGAGCUCGAUGCAAAUACCUCUGGGCUGGAAAGGGCCACCAGCGAACUGUUGAUGCCUCUCUUGUAUCCAACUGCGUAGGUAUUCCCAUGUCGUCUGCUGGACAUACCGAAUUGGCAGCUGCUCGAGAUAUCAGACGAGUUAUCCGAAACCCAGCCUCUUCCACAACCACUUCAUUAGUGUCAACCAACAACAAUAUUCCUGGAGGUGCAGACACCUCUCGACGGGCCAUGUUCAAGCUCAGGAAGCCCAGAGAUGUGGUUGAAGUACCUCCUUCCAGACUUUACAGAGGUAUUCGAGGUAGACUUCGAUCAACUUCUCCUAACGACUCGGUCGAUGACGAUAUCGCUAUCCGAGGCCACAGUUCGACUCCUGAGCUUGACCUUCCUCUCGACAACAUGCUCACUGAUCGUCUUCUACCUCAGGAAUACAGAGAUGACAGCAGUGACGAUGAUGACGGUCACCACUUGCGCCCUGGUCGGCAGGAUAGCAUCAAAACGACGAAAACGAACCACUCGGCUACGUCGUUUGACAACAGCAACCCUGCUCUUCAUUUCCGGCGACGAUCCAAGUCUGUGGAUCAGUUCCACCACGAGCUGUCUGUUCCCGAGCAGCUGGAAAAGCACCAUCGAUCAGUUAUGCGUCGAAAUUCCUUCAGUCUGAUUGAGAACUUCAUUCUCCGCCAGCCCCCGGAGAAAUCCUUUGUCAGUGAAAAGCGUAUCCGGCGAUCGUACGAAAAGUCGCAACUGUACCAUUUCCUCUUCAAGCGUCAUGUGAAGAAAAUGCGGGAUGUCUGUGAGCAGAUUGACCAGGAAAGUCGAAUGCUGGGCAAGGCCAAGAUGCGAGAUGACGUGCUGUUCGACAAGCUGACAUCGUAUCUCAAAAACUCAUACAGAGAAGAGGCUCGCCUCAAGGCAGCUCUACACGAGGUCGAAGUCAUGAGCUCUCGAAUCAGAUACGAGUCCAAGAUGCUGCAGUCCAAAAUCCAGGACGUGGAAGAGACCAUGGAAAGUUUUGUUGGUAAGGUCCAGUCGCUGGAGGAACGAGUCCAGAAGGCCUCGGCUGCUCGAGGUUACGGCUCUGGAGGGUUCAAUGUGAAGAAGUGCGAGUUGGAAGAGAACCACCAUGAAGGACACAAGGCCAGUCCCCUCGAGACUCACCGACCUCCCCCCCUCAAGAUCCCCACCAUGAAGGUGGCAUGCACAGAAGUUGGUAAGGGGGGGCUUGCCAAUGCCGGUAGUGGUGCGAGCACUCCCAUCCAGAGUCCUCUGGGAGAUAUCUUUGAAGAUGGACCUACCCCCAGCAGUCUUUCUGCUGUUCUCUGGCCCGAUAGCAAGCCUGGAGAGGAGGGUUUGGUUCAGAGACUGUUCAACAAGCUGUGCGAGUUGGCUGGAUACGAGACCAAGAGUGCGUUCGACGCCAAUGCCGCUGGAGAGCGAGUUUACGCCGAGUAA